Podarcis muralis (Common wall lizard) is the source of this 5109-nucleotide messenger RNA. It is a transcript of the gene DPH6, whose product is annotated as diphthamine biosynthesis 6. The record is from RefSeq and is a predicted model, not a curated record. Gene Ontology annotation, biological process: protein histidyl modification to diphthamide. NCBI's taxonomy places the organism in Eukaryota, Metazoa, Chordata, Lepidosauria, Squamata, Lacertidae. Gene Ontology annotation, molecular function: diphthine-ammonia ligase activity.
AGGGACUUCCCGGGGAAGGAAGGAAGCAUCAGACAGCAGCAGCAGCAGCAGCAGCCCGAGAGCAACGUGGGUUGGAAGAGGCAGUGUGUGUGUUGGUGUGUUUGCGCCUAGUUGGUGGCUUGCACUCUUAACCCCGGGCGCUCUUCGCAUGCACUUAAAUCCAGCCCAGGGUGUUGUGCAACAUGAAAGUAGUGGCUUUAAUCAGUGGUGGGAAAGACAGCUGUUACAAUAUGAUGCAUUGUGUUGCUGCUGGACACCAGAUUGUUGCCUUAGCCAAUCUUAGACCUGCUGAAAACAAAGAAGGGACUGAUGAGCUGGACAGCUACAUGUAUCAAACGGUGGGGCACCAUGCAAUAGAGUUAUAUGCAGAAGCCAUGGGCUUGCCACUUUAUCGCCGCACUAUUAAGGGCACCAGUGUGGAAACUGGCAAAGUAUAUACCAGAUGUGAAGGUGAUGAGGUUGAAGAUCUUUAUAAACUUCUGAAACAUGUUAAGGAUGAGGAGGGUGUGGAAGGUGUUUCUGUAGGGGCCAUUCUUUCAGACUACCAGCGGGUCCGUGUAGAAGAUGUGUGCAAGAGGCUUACCCUGCAACCAUUGGCUUACCUUUGGCGUCAGAACCAGGAAACUUUGCUCAAAGAAAUGAUCUCCUCGAACCUUCAAGCUAUAAUCAUAAAAGUAGCAGCUUUUGGUUUAGAUCCAGAUAAACAUCUAGGAAAAACAUUGGAUGAAAUGGAACCUUAUCUUUUGGAACUUUCUGAGAAAUAUGGAGUCCAUAUCUGUGGAGAAGGUGGAGAAUAUGAAACAUUCACAUUGGAUUGCCCUCUGUUUAAGAAGAAAAUAGUUGUGGAUUUAUCAGAAGUUGUUGUGCAUUCAGCGGAUGCAUUUGCACCUGUGGCUUAUCUUCGACUAUUAAAAUUGCACUUAGAAGAUAAGGUGCAACCUCUGAGCAAAGCCCUGGCUGUGAGCUGCUCUUGUGAAAAGCACUUUGAAGAAAACACACGGCCCACGUCAGAUGAGCGAAAGGAAGCCGCUUGCAUCAUCUGGGACACUUCUGGAUGUACUUCUGUGAAGUCCAAUAAGACGCUUGAAACCUCAGUGAAGUCUCCGCAGGGCUACCAGUGGCUAACAGGCAUCAAUGCUCUCCUAAAUGCAUCGGAAGGAGGAAGCGUGCAAGAAUCGGCUAAGAAUGUCUUUUCGUCUCUCCGAGCUCAUCUGAAUUCAAAGGGAUUGGAAUUGACAGAUAUUAUUUUGGUCCAUCUGUAUAUGAAGAGCAUGAAAGAUUUUGCUGUGAUUAAUUCAGUCUAUGUGACAGCAUUUGAUUUGUGUCCCCCAGCAAGAGUUUGUGUAGAAGUCCCCUUGCCUGAAGGACUUUUGUUUCAGAUGGACUGCCUGGCACAGAAGUAUGAUGGGAUGACUGGUGAGCCACCUUGUCAACAGAAGCAGGUUUUGCAUGUACAGAGCAUCUCUCACUGGGCCCCUGCCAACAUAGGACCUUACAGUCAAUGUGUACAGAUGGGAUUCGAAUAUGAUGUCUGACCAGCUUAUUUUGUGUAGUAAUACUGCCACCUUCUGAAUCGACGAGGAAUUGUCUGAGGCUCAUGUUUUCUUGGAGACUUUUUUCAAGAAACGCCUUGCAGGUUGACUGUUUGCUUUGAGCCAGCAGCAUAACAUCCCAAAGUCAAAAGUGUUUGAGACUGGAAAUCGCCUGAAUCCUAUCAUUGAAAUGAUUGCUUCAAAAGCCACUAUGGGAGACGGUUUAACUUAUCAGCAAAGCUGCAUUCCCAAUGUGACAGCCUGACAGCCUAGGAGAAGUCAGCAGGAAGACUCGGUGGGCAACAUUUGUUUCAGAAUACUGUUCUAAAAAUAAAAUACCCUUUAACUCCGAGACCACAGCAUAAUCCUUGGCGAUAUUUUAUUAUGUGCUGAAGCAACAACAAAAAGGACCACAUGGAUCCUGAAUUAAUUCUGAGCAGGAAAUUCAAUAGCAGAAAAGGUUGGAUGGUGGUUGUAGGGCAGAGGUGGCCACAGCUGGGAUUAGAAGAUGGGGGGUGGGUGGGUUUGCAAACAUUCUUUCACCAUCAUUCAAUCAGACAACGUGCCCUUCAGCGGAACAGCAAACCCUCCCGAUUCUCUCGAAUUAGGAAGAUUAGCAUGAAGCGCAUAAUGCAGGAUGAUGGAAUUUGUCAUAAUUUGCAUUGUCCUGGAAAGAUUCGGUUUGAUAGAGCAAUGCGUCUCAGAGCAUGUCAUGUCCCACGGGCAGGUCAUGGAGGAAGCUUGGCAGAAAUAAUUUUGUGAUAUGUGCAUCAGUUGUAAAUGCCUCACAACCAAUUUGUCACACACACACACAAGUGGAGGUCAGAGGAGUUGAAAGAGGUGGGCAUUUGCCCAACACGUAGAGAAGUUUGACUUCAGGAUGAUAAACUCAAAGUGUGGCAGUGUAAACAAUUUUGAUGUCGACGGUUUGUACAUGCAUAAUAUACACAAAUGCACUCUACGCAUUUGACUAGAUGCCUUCCAUAUGCCUUCCUUGUGCAAUGUGAAAGGUUUUUAUUAAAAUGAGCCUUUUGAAUUUUUGUGCGUGUGAGAGAGAAGCACUUGAUUUACUGUGCAUUAUUAUUGUGCCAUUUAUUUCUUGCAGAAAUUACUAGAUAUAUGCACAUCAGGAGGGCUUUUCUGAGCUAUUGCUCCUGACCUUGAUAAUGUUCCCAAACUGCAGAUCGAAAAGGAUCAUCAGCAUGUACUUGACAAAACGGACAUGACAGUGUUACUUAUCUGCUGCGGCAUUUCUGAAAAUGGGCAUGUAGAAUUCAGACAGGCAAGGGGAGCAUGUUUAUUUACAGUAGUAUAGCAAGGAAGAAAAGGUCCAAUGUUGUCAAUUGACUAUUGUUUGUUUAUGGACCAGCUGACGAUGAUGCCGCUAUCUUUGAUAUUUAGAAAUUUCUUCUACCCAAUAGCAUUGCAACUAGUGUUCAUGGGUUGUUGUUUACCAUUUCAAUAUCUGCUGCUUCUUCGGGAUGAUAUUUAGUGAUGUUUCCUUUAUUUGUCUGUCUUCAUACACUUCAAACAAAAGAUUAAUGUUGGCGGCUCACUAACACUGAUCUUUUGUGACAGUUGAGCAUUUGCAAUUUGAAGGGCUAAUACAAAAAAAAUAGAAAUAAAAAGGAGGGAAAUGAACGUAAUAGCUUUUAAAACACAAAUUCCUAAAUCGUGGGAUUCAGUGUUUCUUGUCAGUUUUAAAAGGAUGGCUGUUCUGUCUUUUCUUUUUUCUUUUCUUUUCUUGGUACGGAUAUAAUUGUAGAAUUCAGGUUCUUUAAAAACCCAAUUACCUUAGGGCACAACUCAAGAUGAAUAAAUCUUUCAACACACUGUAUCUGGGAACAUGAUACAUGAGAAACUAAUAAUGCUGUGCCAUUAGAACUAGAUCAAGAAGAACUAUGUAAAGUUUUUGUUAGCUUGUUAUUUAUUAGAUUGUGCACCAUAGAAGUGGACUUUAAUAAUGAUCAGGCCAUUAUAAAUCAAUUUUUGUUUGCAAAGUAGCUCUCACAAUAGACUUUUUAUAAAAUGCUAAUAUUGAUUCUAUCUUUAUCAACAGUAUAGUUUUCAUUUAUGUUGGGAAAACUUAUAGGCUUGAGGGAGAUGUGAAUUGUGUGGCAGUACUCCAGAAUAAAUAUUAUUUUAGUAAAAGUCUCAAGAUAACAUACUUUCAUACGUGUGUGAAACAUUUUUAAUUAGGUUGUGACAUGUCUUUCUGGUUAAUCAUAUAUGCUCUAAUAAUGUGCUAUGAGCCAUAGAUUACACAAAACAAUGUGUUUUGAACUUCAGAUUACAUAAUUAUUAUUUUUUCUUAGAAAAAAAGUAUUAAGUUUUUUUUAAGGUAGAACCAAAAAGCCUGUAACUUCUAACACCUGUUGCAUUUCUAGUCAAAAGAAGUACAUACUAACAUCUAUUCACAUUGCAUUUUUUGCUUCCACACUGAAGCUGCAGGAGGUUCUUAAGCAUUUUAAAUUAAUAAGCACAGUGUUACUUGACAGAUGAAACCCAGAGCCGUGUUACGUUGUAUCAUAAUAGCAGUGCAGGUACAAAUCUGUCUGUCUGUCUAUUAAUCAAUAGAAUUGGCCACAAAGACCCUUGGCUGCAGAAUAAUUUGGAUUUCAGCAUUAUUUAACCAUUAUCUUCCAGAAUAUAUUUUUUGUCUGAAUAAGCACUGUGAUAAAAACACAUUGGAACAUUGUGGUUUGGGAUGAAGAGGGGUAACAGGACUCCAACCCACAUUUUUUCUCCAUAAGAUAGGUAUAAUAUGGACCUGCAUUACAAGUUUGACAAUGAAUGAAGUGAUUAUGCAGCUGUUGCAAACUAAAAGUGCUGUUCACAUGAUGAAUGUACUGUAUAUUCCUUCCAGUACAAACUCUGCAGAAAAUAGAAGAGGAUGGAAAGCUAUGGAAUGAAAAAAAAAUCUCUGUGCAUUUUCUCAUGCUAAAAAGCCAUAAUGUUUUAGAUCAGUGCCUUUGCCAAUAAACCUCCAGUCAGUGAAAAUAUAACUAUAUUUUCAUUACAUAUUUGUAAUACCAAAAGAAAUUUGGGUGCAUGAUAUAAUCAGUCAGUCACAGCAUGUGAUCAAUGAAUUAUUUAAUCAACUUCCAUUGAUGCUUAGUUGCAUUUCCUGUCUUAAUGACUCAGGAUACUUAUGUUUUAUUUCUUUGAAAUUGUGUACUAGUUCUGUGUUAGCUAGAAAAAUAACAGCAUGUACUUUUGUGUUAAAAGACAUUACAUCUGUUUGUACUUUUGCUUAAACAUUGCAUUUGUGUAUUUGCCAGUUUCUGUGUACUUCUGAAAAGUUUCCCCCGCAAGCUUUGUAUUUCACAGUUGAGCUGCCCUUACUUAAGGCCAGAUACUUAACCAUUAGUUCUAAGUGGUUCCAAUUUUGUGGAUGCUUCAGGCUCACAGGGGAAGCAAGCAACAUCCAGUUACAAGUCCAAGUCAAGUAGGGAGGGUACAGGACCUUGGACAGCUGCAAGAGAAGUUGUCUUUCCAGCAAGCUAGAACCAACUGCAGGAUUAUAUGGGAAUUGAUGCUUUUGAAUUCUGGUGCUGGAGGAGACUCUUGAGAGUCC